UUUCAAAUACAAAUAAAAUAAAAACAAGUCAUCGCUGAUAUUCAUUUCUGAGCGAAAAGGAAUGGCUGCACAUUCAUUCUUCUCCACAUACAUCUCUUCUACUACUCUCUCUCCUCGUUUCCCCACCCCCAGUCGCCCCACACUCUCAGUCUCCAGAACCUUCGCUCAUCGCAACCUCCAUACGGCUUGCAUCGUCGCCUCACUCCGGCCAUCCGCUCACCGUAACCACUCGACGGCGCCUGAAUCCGCCAUCAACAAGUUUCUAGACUCGUUCGUCGUGUUAAUCACGUCCGUAGCCCUAUCCGUCUCUGUGUUUGUCACCGAUGUCGAUUCCGCUGCUGCGUUUGUUGUCACUCCGUCUCGGAAGCUGCAGACGGAUGAGCUCGCUACCGUUCGUCUGUUUCAGGAGAAUACACCUUCGGUUGUAUAUAUAACCAACUUAGCUGCUAGGCAGGAUGCGUUUACUUUGGAUGUGUUGGAGGUGCCGCAGGGGUCGGGAUCAGGAUUUGUUUGGGAUAAGCAAGGACAUGUUGUCACGAAUUAUCAUGUUAUUCGAGGUGCGUCUGAUCUCAGGGUAACUCUCGCUGAUCAGACCACAUAUGAUGCAAAAGUUGUUGGGUUUGAUCAAGAUAAAGAUGUUGCAGUACUGCGUAUCGAUGCACCGAAAGAUAAAUUGAGACCAAUACCAGUCGGUGUGUCUGCAGACUUGCUUGUUGGGCAAAAAGUUUUUGCUAUUGGAAAUCCUUUUGGGCUUGAUCACACUCUAACGACUGGUGUCAUCAGUGGGCUAAGGAGAGAAAUAAGCUCUGCUGCAACUGGCCGCCCGAUUCAAGACGUUAUCCAAACGGAUGCUGCAAUCAACCCUGGAAAUAGCGGAGGGCCACUUCUCGAUAGCUCAGGAAACCUUAUCGGGAUAAACACAGCUAUAUACUCUCCAUCUGGUGCAUCAUCGGGUGUUGGAUUUUCCAUUCCAGUUGACACAGUCGGUGGAAUCGUUGACCAAUUGGUGCAAUUUGGAAAAGUUACCAGACCUAUUUUAGGAAUUAAGUUUGCACCCGAUCAGUCGGUGGAGCAACUCGGAGUCAGUGGAGUACUUGUCUUAGAUGCUCCUCCAAAUGGCCCUGCGGGAAAAGCGGGUCUUCAAUCAACGAAACGUGAUACCUACGGAAGGCUCAUACUGGGUGACAUUAUUACUUCUGUAAAUGGAAAAAAGGUUGCUAAUGGAAGUGAUUUGUACAGAAUUCUUGACCAAUGUAAAGUGGGUGAAACAGUUACUGUGGAGGUGCUGCGUGGUGACCAUGUAGAGAAGAUUCCUGUGGUGCUUGAGCCGAAGCCUGAUGAAUCAUGAUUCUUGAAAAUGUGAGGUCAGCUUGUAAACUUGUGGAAUUUGUUACGAGAAAUAUCUCACUGUAUUAUUUGACGCAUUGUUUCCUAAUAGGGAUCUUGUAAAUAGUCUGCACGCCUCUAUGAAUUUGAAAUUAUAUAGUUGUAAUUCAAUGCGAAUGUUGUUAUAGUUUACCUUACCUUGUUACUGACAUGUGUUGCUUUUAACUUUACCUUGAA
Molecule: messenger RNA, 1563 nt
Organism: Helianthus annuus (common sunflower)
Lineage: Eukaryota; Viridiplantae; Streptophyta; Magnoliopsida; Asterales; Asteraceae
Product: protease Do-like 1, chloroplastic
Exons: 8
Coding region: 62-1348 (428 amino acids)
Biological process (GO): proteolysis
Molecular function (GO): protein binding; serine-type endopeptidase activity
Source: RefSeq, a predicted model, not a curated record